Messenger RNA from Trichoderma aggressivum f. europaeum, 2754 nucleotides. RefSeq names its product transcriptional regulator family: Fungal Specific TF. The record is from RefSeq and is a predicted model, not a curated record. Gene Ontology annotation, biological process: positive regulation of transcription by RNA polymerase II. The coding region runs from base 1 to 2754 and encodes 917 amino acids. The transcript is spliced from 5 exons. Gene Ontology annotation, molecular function: DNA-binding transcription factor activity; transcription cis-regulatory region binding. NCBI's taxonomy places the organism in Eukaryota, Fungi, Ascomycota, Sordariomycetes, Hypocreales, Hypocreaceae. Gene Ontology annotation, cellular component: nucleus.
AUGUCAGGGGUCGUUUGCUCUGUCUCCAAAGGCCGUGACCAAUCAGCCCGAAAUCGGUCAAACCUCCGUCGCUGGCUGCGGAGAAACGGCCAAUACGAAGAGUCCUUGCUUGCACCCCAGGUUUCUCGAGCAGCAGACAUGGCGAGCGUCUCCGGAUCCUCAGCUGAUGAUGUAGCACAAGACCAGACGACGACGACGACGACGACGAGGAUGACCAUGGCUCUCACUCAUCAAGGCCAUCCAUCUCCUUCGCUCUCCUUCGCCCUCGCCGUCUCCCAACCCCCUACCCACAGCCAGCUCGGAUAUCCAUACCGCCUUGCAGCUGAUGGGCACACCCAGUGCUGCGUUAAAACAGCGAUCUUCAAGCCUGCUCGUGCCAACCCCGCAUAUGGGACACUGUGGAAGGGUCUGGAGAAACGGCUAAACCUCCAUGUCCAAGCCGGCCUCAAAUCUGCUGACCUCUCUUUUCACCAUCUAAUUAUCUUCUCUUCGCCCGCUCCGUGUUCCCAGCUCGCUCCAUCCGCCCAUUCAUCAAUCUCUUGCGCCGCUAUCCCCUUUGACGCUCUCCGCGCUGUCUCGCUCUCCAAAUUAUCCGCCUUGGGGGCAGCUCGCUCCUUGUCACCACCGCACGCGCACCCCUUCGGCGGCAAUGCCAAAGUGGCCAACGAUCAGGUGUCUCUUGUUCUCUCUACCGCCAAAAUCACUGUCCGUACUUCUCAAGCGCCAGCCGUGGAUGAUGGGCUGCUGAGGAAUCUUGCCACGCCAAUCCUCUCCUGCGCCAAGCACCAAGAACCGCCAGAAGAAUUUGGAGUAAUCUCCCAGAAACGUCGCAGACAUGCUGCUGUAUACUCGGCUUGCUCCGCCAAAGGUGCCAAAGCGCCGUUCCAGAGCCGCCGCUGUCAAGACCACGGCCAGAGCUGUGUAUAUGAGCCCAUCAAGCCUCGCCAGCGCCGCAGGCUAGACUCUUUCGACGAUUCGUCCUUGACCGAAAUAUCGACGGCCUUGGAGCAUCAUGCGUUAUCUCGAGCUGCUCAGAAACGGUUGACGUUGGGGCAAUGGGAGGCUCCUCUUUGGUGCUCUGACAUUGGAUUCGAUGAAAAUUUUGCGCUGGACGAACACGUGCAACAGCCUGCUUCGGCGGUCGACUGCAACCAAGAUGUCUUGGAUGAAAUAUUCACGUCAUGGGCCGCCGAUACCAGAGCGCAUGAUGCCUGCCUAGACGCCGAUGGGUUUGACUUUAUCGCACCCAAUGACCCUGUGAAGCAAGAAGGCGAAGGCGAAGGCGACGGCGAUGACAGCCAAAACCCCUCCAUCGAUGAAACGGCUACUCCCGAUACUGCAUCACAAAACACAUUUCUCGCCGUGGUUGGCCCCGUGUCGGUUGCAUCUCCUACUAUAGAGUUCAUCAUACCCGCCUUUGCCGAAUUCUCCGAUCAGGCUAACAGGCGAGCUCUGAUUGACCACUUUACCAAUGUUCUGUCCCACCUCAUCGUUUUGCGCGAAGAUGAGGGCAACCCAUUCCAACGGCUUGUUUUGCCACUAUCUCAGAAGAGCACGGCAGUCUCGAACUCCAUCUUUGCCUUGGCUUCAGCCCACCUGGAGCACCGAGGUAUACACAACAGCGAGCGGAGCGUUUAUUUCCACAACAAAGCAAUCAAUGGAUUGGCUGCUCUGAUAGCAAAGGGAUGUGAUGCGAAUAAGAAUGAGCUGUUGGCCGCCAUCAUCCUCUUGAUAUACUACGAAGUGUUGGUUCAACGUGGGCGAUCAAACAUUGUCGAUGGUCACUUAAAGGGGGCCAUGGCGAUCAUGGGCAGCAGCCAAGCGUUGGCCGACCCAACCGCCGUUUUCCUGGAACGGGUGAGUUCCUUGCGACACAACAUCCGCCACUUGUUUCCUCAGCUAAUCAAGACAACCCUCUGCAAACAGGCAUUCCGAUUCUAUGAUGUGAUAACAGCAUUGUCAUUCAACUCCACGCCCAUUCUACCUACACCGGACUGUGAAAAUUUCGCCCCGUUCCCCUCAGUUGACUGUCGCGGCGCUACUGUGCCUGCAGGGAACGUCGACACGCUACUGGGAAUGGCCACUUCUCUAUGGCCCAUCAUCUACCGGCUCUCUACUCUAGGCGGCCUGAAACGGCAGCUCCUCGCAGCCGAGCUCGGGGAUGAUGAUUCAGAGACGGCAAAGCUGCGAAUGGAGUUUGAGACUACGGCUUCGGCGGUGGAGUUUGCUCUGCAAGAAUGGGUGCCUUCCCCAGACGAAGCUCUACCCAAGGACACAGAUAAUCCCAUCAUGACUGGGGUAUCAGCAAAAAAGCAAAUGCAGAGCAUUCUCAACAGCGCUAUGGCGUAUCGGCACUCCGGGUUCGUCUAUCUUUACCGUACCAUCUACGGCUGUUCCCGACGCCAUACCGUCGUGCAACGUCACACCCACAUCAGUCUCACCCACUGCAUGGAAACAGUGAGGAAUAAAGGUCCCAUGGGGGCCCUGCUCUGGCCGCUGUUUGUGGCAUCGUGUGAGGCCAUUGACGCAGAAGACCGAGAGCUCUCCAGGCAGGCAUUUGCGGCCGUCAACCAGCGACAGGGCAUGACUAAUAUCGAGCGAGCAAGAUGCAUAGUGGAAGAGGUCUGGAGACGAGCAGACAGCGGUGAGGAUGCGGAAGAUGCCGAUGAUGAGAUUGUGCACAUUAGCGAGCAAAAGAAUGACUUGUGGAGAAGAGUCAGCCAAGACAUGGGUGUGACGGUUGUCUUUGGGUAG